UGCAAUUUAGUUAACACGGUUACUUGAAAUUUCAUUGAAACUAUUGUUUUACCAUAUGAUUGGCGAGAAAUGUUGUUAAAUUUUAGUUUCUGUACCAUGACAAAUCCCAAAACAAUUUUGCAGCACUUUAUUCUGUGUCAAAUUAAGCCAAACUUCUUUCAGCAUUAUCAUCAAACAAACAUUCCUCUGCUUGGAGCAAAUUGGAAAUAGUAUCCUUCUGCAACUAAUCGCUUGCAUGUUUGGAUCUCUAAUUCUUGAAACAAAGGAAAUAGUGGACUGAGAUGGAAGUUGGGGAUCUUUUAACUUCUGCUGGAAUCAAUAUUGCUAUAUGUGUUGUGCUUCUGACAUUGUAUUCCAUACUGAGGAAACAACCAGUAAAUGCAUGUGUAUAUUUUACACGGAAGCUUGUUUUGGAACCGAUAAGCGGAAUUGGUGAUCUUAGCUGCCUUACAAGAUUUGUACCCUCUGCAGGCUGGAUCGCCAAGGCCUGGCAAGCAACAGAUGAAGAAAUUUUGGCCGUCGGUGGCGUGGAUGCUGUAGCUUUCAUGAGAAUAGUUGUUUUCAGUAUUCGGGUAUUCAUCAUUGCUGCUAUAAUUGGCCUUUUUCUAGUGCUUCCAGUAAAUUACAAUGGACAAGGAAAGCAUCACAAGGAAAUCCAAUUAGAAUCAUUGCAAGCAUUUGCAAUUACACAUGUAAAAGAAGGUUCAAAAUGGUUUUGGAUCCAUUUUCUUGCAUUAUACCUCAUAUCCUGCUCAGCUUGUGUUCUACUUUACUUUGAGUAUAAAAGUAUCACUCAAUUGAGGCUAGCACAUAUUACUGGAUCCCCUCCCAGUCCAAGUCAUUUCACAGUUCUAGUGCGUGGCGUACCCUGUUCACCAGAUAAUUCAUACAGUGCGACAGUGGAACAGUUCUUUUCAACUUAUUACGCAGAAAGCUAUUUGUCCCAUCAGAUUGUGUAUGGAGCUUCUACAAUUGAUAAAUUAGUGAAGGAUGCCGAGAAGAUCUACAGAAUGCUAAAAACCAUUAACCCACGAUAUCUAGACAGUUCUUUGCCCUCUUUUCUUCCCGGAGGAACUACACAUUCCUUUAUGGUGCUUAAGCAUAGAGCUUUGAGUACGACCAGUAUGGAUCGGUUGCAACCAAGUCAAAAUAAAAAGGAAUUCCCAGCUGCUUUUGUUUUCUUCAAGACUCGUUAUGCUGCACUUGUUGCUGCACAAGUUCUUCAAUCAUCAAAUCCCAUGCUAUGGGUGACAGAACUUGCCCCAGAGCCACAUGAUGUUUAUUGGUCAAACCUCUCCAUACCGUACAAACAAGUCUGGUUCCGUAAAAUAACAACUCUUAUAGCCUCGGUUGUUUUUAUGUUCGUGUUUCUUGUUCCUGUUACACUUGUGCAAGGCUUGACCCAACGAAAGCAGCUCGACAACCUAGCAAGUAGAUUUCCUUGUAUUGAAGGAAUCUUAAAACAGAAGUUCAUACACGGGGUGGUAGCAGGUUACCUACCAAGUGUUAUUCUGAUGUUGUUUCUUUAUACUGUUCCACCAAUCAUGAUGUUGUUUUCUGCAAUGGAGGGAAACGUUUCGCGUAGUCAAAGGAAACGGAGUGCUUGCAUUAAAGUUCUUUACUUCAUGAUUUGGAAUGUCUUCUUUGUUAAUGUUAUUUCUGGAUCCAUACUCAGGCAAUUGGGUGCUGUCUCAAGUGUUGCAGACAUACCUACAACACUUGCCAAAGCAGUGCCAAACCAGGCUACCUUCUUCAGUACUUACAUUUUAUCCUCAGGCUGGGCAAGCUUGUCCUGUGAAAUAAUGCAACCUUUCCCUCUUCUCUGCAAAUUUUUCAGAAAAUUCAUUCUAAGAAAAAAUGACGAACCUUCUCAUUAUGCUUUAACAUUCCCUCACCAUACUGAAAUUCCGCGGCUUCUUCUGUUUGUACUCAUCGGCUUCACGUAUUCUAUCAUGGCACCAACAAUAUUACCUUUCUUGCUGAUUUUCUUCUGUCUUGCUUUCCUUGUUUAUCGAAACCAGAUUCUCAAUGUAUAUGUACCAAAAUAUCAAAGUGUGGGAGAAUUCUGGCCUGUUGUUCACAACGCUAUAAUCUUAACCUUGUUGUUGAUGCAAGUUAUUGGCCUGGGGAUCUUUGGCUUAAAAAAGUCACCGGUUGCUUCCGGUUUCGUCAUUCCCCUAAUAGUGCUUACACUCCUCUUCAACGAAUACUGUAGGCAGAGAUUUUCCCCUGUGUUCAAGAGGAGACCUGCACAGAUUCUUAUAGAGUUGGAUCAACAAGACGAGCAACUGGGGAGGAAAGAAGAGAUUCAUAAUCAAAUACGUUCAGCUUACUUCCAGAACCCGAUAAUAUCGUUUCAGUUGUCGAUUAAUUCCGAGUGGUCGAUGUCUAGAUUCACCUCACGACACCAUGGAGACGAAGAGAGUAGCCAUGGAAUGCAGUUGUUGAAGCCAUCCAGAGUUAGCUGCUGCGUUGGAUUGCCUCCAAGGCUGCAUGUGAAGGUUGUGUUGCAGUGA
Messenger RNA from Hibiscus syriacus, 2516 nucleotides. Its product is annotated as CSC1-like protein RXW8. Gene Ontology annotation, cellular component: plasma membrane. Lineage: Eukaryota; Viridiplantae; Streptophyta; Magnoliopsida; Malvales; Malvaceae. The record is from RefSeq and is a predicted model, not a curated record. The transcript is spliced from 10 exons. Gene Ontology annotation, molecular function: calcium-activated cation channel activity. The coding region runs from base 282 to 2516 and encodes 744 amino acids.